UGGAGCAGACAAGAGGAAAUCCCGUUAGUUUUUCAGUGAAGAUAUUGUAACAGUCCAUGUCUCAUCUACUAUUAUCAACCUAGCAAAGUUAUUGACAGCAAUGUCGAGAGAAAACACCACUCGGAGUUUGGACAGCAUUGACCUCUCUGCUUUAAGAGACCCUGCAGGUAUCUUUGAGUUGGUGGAGGUGGUUGGCAAUGGAACCUACGGUCAGGUGUACAAGGGUCGUCAUGUCAAGACAGGCCAACUGGCAGCUAUCAAAGUCAUGGAAGUCACAGAGGAGGAAGAGGAGGAGAUCAAACUGGAGAUCAACAUGUUGAAGAGCUAUUCCCACCACAGGAACAUUGCGACUUAUUACGGAGCUUUUAUCAGGAAAGGUCCUGCUGGACAGGACCACCAGCUCUGGUUAGUGAUGGAGUACUGUGGAGCCGGCUCUGUGACAGACUUGGUGAAGAAGACAAAGGGGAACUGUCUCAAGGAGGACUGGAUAGCUUACAUCUGCCGAGAGGUGCUCAGGGGUCUUUCCCAUCUUCACUCCCAUCAUGUGAUUCAUCGAGACAUUAAGGGACAAAAUGUUUUGCUCACAGAGAAUGCCGAAGUCAAACUGGUUGACUUUGGAGUGUCGGCACAGCUGGAUAAGACGAUAGGUCGAAGAAACACCUUCAUUGGUACUCCCUAUUGGAUGGCUCCGGAGGUCAUCGCCUGUGACGAGAACUCUGAGGCCACAUAUGACUACAGGAGUGACCUGUGGUCUUUAGGCAUCACUGCUUUGGAGAUGGCUGAAGGAGCCCCUCCUCUGUGUGACAUGCAUCCAAUGAGAGCUCUGUUUUUGAUUCCACGAAACCCUCCGCCCAAACUGAAAUCAAAGAAAUGGUCGAAGCGUUUCUUGUCUUUUGUUGACGGUUGUCUGAUCAAGAACCACCUGCAUCGACCCACGACGGACACCCUGCUGAAACACGCUUUCAUCAGAGACCUGGCUAAUGAAAGACAAGUCCGCAUCAUGCUCAAAGAUCACCUAGAUCGAACCAGGAAGAAGAGGGAGAAAGAGGGUCCAGAGUACGAGUACAGUGAUGGUGAAGAGGACGAGGACGAGGUGACGGAGGAGGAAGGAGAACCCAGCUCCAUCGUGAAUGUUCCUGGUGAGUGGACGUUAAGACGAGAGUUUCUACGUCUGCAGACAGAGGAUCACGAAGGCGGCAGAGAGGGAGGCCACGGAGGAGGUGUGGCUAGACAGAGACAACAGGCGUUACAGCAGCAGUUGGAGGAGCAGGAACGAUACAAACAGCAGUUACUGGCUGAUAGACAGAAGAGAAUCCAGCAGCAGCAUGAGCAGCGGCAGAAGUUGGAGGAUCAGCAGAGGCGGCAGCUGACAGACGUUGCCUUUCAGUGGGCGGAGCUUAAGGAGAUAUUGCUUGGAGAGGAGUCUGAUCGCCGUGAAAGCUUAACCAUCUUGGAUGAGAGAAACCGGAGGAGUGACAGGAGACAGGAGCAUGCAGGCAGAAAGCGUAGUGGCGAUGUGUCAGUAAGGCCUCAGGACUCGUCUGCAGCGCAGAGAGCCGUGGCUCCAAACCAGCUGCUUCAGCACAAGGCCCAGCUCUCCGAGCCUAGGCAACAGCCGCAAGCCAAGCCCCAGUCUCUGGCUCAGCAUCAGCAGCCAUCGGCAGGCAGAAGAUCCCACCGCACCCUGCCCAAGGACCAAACUCAGCUCCUUUCUCUGCAGCACGACCACAGACACAGGGAGAGAGAGCGGCAGAGGCUCAGAGAAAAGCCUGUGGCAGCUUUCCAGAAGCUAUCAGCUAAUAGUGGGAACACAGCUGCUGCUGCUGCUGCUGUUGCUGUUGCUUCCUCACCCAGCCACCCUGCACAAAGCCAGCGUUUAGCGAUGGACUUACAAGAAUCAAACCUGGCCAGGCUCCUCUUGGCUGCUGGUCUGCCAAGCCCGAUGCAUCCUAGGAUGGGCUCUGGGAGCAGCUCUAGUCCUUGUACUCCAGCCAUGCAGAGAGCUCACCUCAACCAGAAUGCCAAUCUACGCUCUAGUCGUGAUGCCCCUCACAGCAGCUCUAUGUCAAACAUGGUCCUGUCCCCCUUGUCCCCGUUUGCCCCCUCUUCCCAUAAUGAUGAUGUCUUCUGGGACUCAGUUGAGACGCCGCCUAAGGUUCCAGAACGCACUACCUCUAAGUUUUACUGCCGGGAGCUGGUGAUGGGACACAAGAGGGCAGCUUCAAGUGGCAGUCCAAUGUUUGUAGCAGAUAAGAGUGGAAGAUCUGUAGCUCAUGAAGUCUCGUCUACAAGCAGCAACCACCCAGGUUACUUCAAGCUGGAGAGUCCUCUUCUACAGCCCGUUCGACAGCAACACAGAAAGGCACAAGAGAACUUCACCAGCGGGCAAUCACAAGGUGGAAGAUCUGCUCUGGGUCGACUUAACAAGGCCACAGAAUACUCCUCCUCCAGUGAUGAGGUCGGCAGCAGUGAUGAUGAAGACAGCAGAAGGCCCGGCCUGUCCAAUGGAACCCGGAGAUACUUCAGUGGAAUCCCUGAUGGCAUCGUACUGCAGCCUCACAUCAAUCUUAACCAGAUUUCUCGGAUAGGUUCAGAUGAAACCUACCUGCUUCCAGACCUUUUGCAGAAAGCCUCUUCUCCAAGUCCUACCCAUAAUGCACUGGGCCAGCAGCAAACUCAUGAACUCAACUACUCGCAGUCACCCACAGCCCUUCGAUCCAACACACGGCAGGAACUAUAUGCUGUCAGCAGUCCCAAGGGUAAAAACACCUCCUCAACUUCCUCCUUCCUUUCCUUCAUUGAUCCAAGACUGAUACCCAUAUCGUCGCCUCCGCAAAGUCCAACAGGCAGUAAGGAUGAGCCAAUCAAGAGGGAGAACCAUAGGAAAGGGUCCGUAGUAAACGUGAACCCAACCAACAUUCGACCACAGAGCGACACUCCCGAGAUCCGCAAGUACAAGAAGAAAUUCAACACUGAGGUUCUCUGCGCUGGACUAUGGGGUGUGAAUCUGUUAGUGGGGACAGAGAACGGCCUGUGGCUUCUGGAUCGAAGUGGUCAGGGAAAAGUCUACUCCCUCAUCAGUAGGCGAAGGUUUCAACAGAUGGAUGUGUUGGAAGGACUCAAUGUACUGAUUACUAUAUCAGGUAAAAAGAACAAGCUCCGGCUGUACUACCUGUCCUGGUUAAGGAAUAAAAUCUUACACAACGACCCAGAGGUGGAAAAGAGACAGGGCUGGACCUCAGUAGGUGACCUUGAGGGCUGUGUGCAUUAUAAAGUGGUGCGCUACGAUAAGAUCAAGUUCUUGGUGAUUGCUUUGAAGAAUGCUGUGGAGGUGUAUGCCUGGGCCCCGAAACCCUACCACAAAUUCAUGGCAUUUAAGUCAUUUAGGUCUCUGCCUCAAAAACCCCUGUCCGUUGACCUGACUGUGGAGGAAGGUCAAAGGUUAAAGGUCAUCUACGGCUCCUUGUCGGGUUUCCACGCCAUCGAUGUCGACUCUGGCACACCUUAUGACCUCUACCUCCCCACACAUAUCCAGGGUUCCAUCCAUCCCCAUGCCAUCAUCAUUUUGCCAAAUAGUGCGGGAACAGAGGUUCUAGUUUGCUACGAGGAUGAGGGCGUCUAUAUCGACACGUAUGGCCGCAUCACCAAGGAUACAGUACUGCAGUGGGGGGAAAUGCCUGCUUCAGUUGCAUACCUUCAGUCUAACCAAGUGAUGGGUUGGGGAGAGAAAGCCAUAGAGCUGAGGUCGGCUAACACGGGGAACCUGGAGGGAGUCUUCAUGCAUAAGAAGGCCCAGAAACUCAAAUUCCUGUGUGAACGCAAUGACAAGGUCUUCUUUGCCUCAGUGCAGUCAGGGGGAAGCAGCCAGAUUUACUUCAUGACUCUGGGACAGAACUCGCUGUUCAACUGGUAACAACUGGACCUUAUAGUCUGGGAUCAGCUGUCGGGUCUGCCCACGUCGUUCUCUGUUUACCUGGUGAUGCUUUUUAUAUUUGUGCUGACUCGUGUUCAUACAACGGAUAGCUGACAACGUGCAGGGACCAGCGACAACGUACAGGAGUAACUAAAUCCUCUUGUUUCCAUUCUUCUGUGCUUUAUUAUUUCAUGUAAAGGCACACAGAUUAGUGGUUGGCUUAUACUCAAACAACAUUAAAAAUGCUUUAAUCCUCAAGAGAUACUGGAGCCUGAGACAACUCUACUUCAUGUACACCUGAUAAAGACCUGGAUUCAGCUAAAAGAGCUCCAGAGCAGUGGCACCUCAUCCACCCACAGACGUUUUCAGAAGAGCAACUCACAGUGUCACCAUGAAAAAUCACACAAAGCUUUUAUGUGGGAACCACAUACUUUUUUUCUCCUUUGAGAAAACCGUCACUGCACCAGUGUGGCAAGGAAUCAAUCCUUUCUUUUGUGUCAUAUUUAUCCGAAUCUACCUGAAAGCAAAACCUAAGGCUUGAUUCAGUGGACUGUGUGGAGAUUCUAAACGAACAUCAGAUCAUAGGUCACAUCUGCACUCAACAUCCCGCUCCUGUGAGUACUGGACCCCUCAUGAAGUCUGCUCAGUGUGUUCCCCUCGUUCAGCAGAUCUCUCCUGGAUACCGUUUUAAAGCACUGUUCAAUCAGUUGCUUAGCUAACCCAUGCACAUUUCAGUAACUCACUCACUUUCGGACUUUAAUCUGUGCCUGUGUGUGUUUUGUUACUGGAUCCACUGCUUCCUUAUCAUCUGACAAACUACGGUCUUAGCACAUUGAUCAUUUUUCUCCCACACCAGAGGAGUAAAUGGAUGGUAAAUGGGCUUGAGCUUGUAUAUCGCUUUUCUAGUCUUCUGACUACUCAAAGAGCUUUUACACGGCACUUCACACCUACAC
Molecule: messenger RNA, 4866 nt
Organism: Labrus bergylta (ballan wrasse)
Lineage: Eukaryota; Metazoa; Chordata; Actinopteri; Labriformes; Labridae
Product: mitogen-activated protein kinase kinase kinase kinase 4
Biological process (GO): protein phosphorylation
Molecular function (GO): protein kinase activity; ATP binding
Source: RefSeq, a predicted model, not a curated record